AUGCCACCAGGAAAAUGGUUGACAACGUGUGCCCAGUUCUCUCACCCGUUUUCCAAUGAACGUGAGUGGAGUUUGUGGAGCUCAGCCGCUUUCACCUUUGUAUUUUGCCUUUUUUUAGUGAUAUCAUUCAACGAGACGACGUCAUUCCGCGAUCAAACUCUGGUUAUCAAUCGAGUGCUCUUUGAUGCUCAACUGGAAUAUGAGCCAAUUGCCGAAUGGAACUCGCUGUUCGGUUUCACCUACACAGGCAGUGCUGCAUUGGUGAUGGAAGAACGAGAUGGCACCAGAGUACCAUUAAGAUCCACCUGCCCAAAGUCGACAUGCUCAGCGGAAUUGGCACGUCGCUCACAGACAGCGAUCACAUCAAGUUUUCGGGAGUCUCUGAGGAGUGUUACGGUCCUGGUCUACACAAUAUGUGCAGUGUUGGCAUCCUUUGUAUGCUUGAUGUGUAUGUACCAGCAAGUGAUCUGCACCAACGAGACGUAUCGAAUCUGUACGGCAUUCACUUUUGGAGGUCUAGCAAUACUGUGCCUGGUUUCGAUAGGGUUCUUCAUGACACCGAACCCGAUUGCAUGUUUCACGAGGAGGGUGUUAUUCCCGGUCGCAGUCGCUGCUGUGUUUGCACCGAUAACUGUUAAAAGUUUAUGCAUUUGGAGAGUUGAACUGUUGACUGCUCGAGUGAUAUCAAGCGAAUGGGCUAUCUUUGAGUCUUCCACCGAGAUGACUUAUGUGGUGUCGUCACGACAUGGUAACGCGUGGCGAUGUGCGCCAGGAAGAUGA
Molecule: messenger RNA, 780 nt
Organism: Cooperia oncophora
Lineage: Eukaryota; Metazoa; Nematoda; Chromadorea; Rhabditida; Trichostrongylidae
Source: the annotation of a GenBank genome assembly